This is a messenger RNA of Homo sapiens (human), 11115 nucleotides long. RefSeq names its product golgin A1 (gene GOLGA1). The transcript has 23 exons. The record is from RefSeq and is a predicted model, not a curated record. Gene Ontology annotation, cellular component: Golgi apparatus; perinuclear region of cytoplasm; acrosomal vesicle. Bases 6557 to 8860 code for a protein of 767 amino acids. Lineage: Eukaryota; Metazoa; Chordata; Mammalia; Primates; Hominidae.
GACAUGUGUGAUAUAGUAACUUUCUGUCUCUGAGAAGCAGUUUGGACCCAGCUGAAAAAUUUUAUUUAUGGAGACUUGUAAUCAGCCUGAUAUACAGAGAACACUCUGGACUGGAAAUAUAGUCAGGUACCAAGGUCUGCUAAUUUGGCCAUUGCCAGUGAUUCAAAACCACCUCCCCACCCUGAGUAAAAGAUUUGAUAUGAAUAUGAAUGCUAUGAGUCUCCUGGUGAUGUUUUGGGUGUAUAUGUUCCUGUGUGUGUUUGGAAAUCAUAGAGGGUAUUUACCUUGAGGGCUCUUUUGUUGACCUUAUUUAUUUGAAAUUCUUAUUUUAUUUGUAAUGGCAUAUGUAUAUUUUUGUGAUGCUACAUGCAAUCUCUGUGUAUACUUUUUGUAUAUAUGUAUACAUAUUUGUAAAUAUAUUGGUAUGCAGUGAUACAGUAUGUGUAUAUUAUGUACCCAUACCCAUUGUGGGCUGAAUUUAUUUAAGUUCUGUGAGGACAUCCUAGUGGCAUUGUUCAUGCUGCUGUAAUUAGGUUGUGGCUGUAUCUCAUUCAUAAGCCUCUAUUUUGAGAGGCUUGUGUUUGGAUAAAAUGGGCUAAUUUGGAGUUGAAAUUAGGAUAUGAAGAUCUUAACAGAAAGCUAGAUAUUUAUUCUUAGCUUUAAAAUCACCUGCAAAUUUUUAUUUAAACUGAUGAUAAAUUAGUGAUAUAACCUGAAAAACCUAAGUAUGUGAAACUGAGACACCAGCAGAUUCUUAGGCUGUAGUAGUCCUUUAUUUUCUUGAUCCAUAUUUAAGUAUUAUUACUGAGUAGUAAAUUAUGUAUAUUGGGGCUUAAUAGAGAGGCUGUGGAAAAAAAUUGCUUUAAUCACAUUUAAAAACAUAGGAAAAUGUCCAUUAAAUAGGGGAAAUAUAUUCCCAGUUGUCAUUUUUAUGCCUCAUACUGAAUUUUGAUUUUGGAACAAUUCUUUUUUCAUCAGUGUUUUAUGUGUCUCUAUGAGGCAGAAAAGGGGGCAUUAGCUAAGGGAUGGCCUAACCUAAGUAGGAUAGGAUUUAGUGAGGAACGGGAGGUUGUUAAUUUGUAUAUUUGCAGCAGCUAUGAUUAAUUUAGUCCUGUCUUGGCAUUUCCGGCUACAGAUUUUUUCUUACUGGACUUGCAUAUCAAAGGUGAGUAGGCUCAUCUGAGAAAAUGCUUCCACUGAAUAAAAUGCCUUCACUCGUAUUGCUGUGUCUCUAUGAGACCACUUGUGUUCUGCAAGUUGAUGAUAUAUUCGCACAUGAAGUAGAGUUUUUAAUAUUAGAUGCAUGGUGUGCUAUAAAAAUCUGGGCCUUCAAACCUCUCCCAAGGAUGAUAGGGUUGGGGAGGAUAAGAGGAUAGUAAAUACGUGCAAUGCCAAUUUGUGAACCUAUAGAAUGUUGCCAAGUAUCAAUGUUUGGUUACUUCAGUUGACAUAUUUAUUUGCAUGAAAGAGUGUAGGAGAUGUUUAAUAUACACUUAAAUACAUUCACUGCAGAAAUUAAGUAGAGGUUAUUUUUGCAUGAUAAAAUAUAACUGCAAAGCAACUUUUUACACCGUAUUCUUUGGAAGAUUAAAUCUAUCUGAUCCAAUAUUAUCUUAAAAUAGAGAAAUUAUCUCAGGAGUCUGUUUUACCACCCAAAAAAAUGUUACAUUUGCUGAUUCAUUAUAUUUUAAAUAAAACAGCCAACUAUUCAUAAGACUUUUCAAUUAUAGUAUUAAAUUCAGAAAUAAUUAUAACAGCAUUUUUCUUGAAUAAAUAUUAAAAUUUGGUAAUUUAUUAUUUCUGAAAAAUCAGUGAAAACAUCCAUAGGAUCUGAUGGUUUGUUGUUUGAAUAACCAAAUCAUUGUUUUUGCACUGGAGAGUAGUAGAGCAGAUAUUAUACCAUUUAAAAUUCAUGGAACUGACUCAGGCUCCUUGUGGAUAUUAAUUUGAGGACAGUAGUGGUAAUCAAAAGUACAGUAGAAAACACUUGACAUUGUGAAUGUGACCUCUGACCCCAACCGUUGUAAAGCCAAUAACUUUGAGGGUGAAUAAGGUAACACUUGCUUAGAAAACCCAGCCCUUUCCCCCAGUCUCCUGCGCUCUUAUACAUUGAUACUUUACAACUAUUUUUGCUGUACCUCUCAGUCUUUCCUGGAUAAUGGGACCACUUAAAAAAAAAAGUGAUUCAUCUUCCUCAAACUAGAAUUUCAAAGCCUAAUACUACACUAUGUUCCAGCUUCACUGAGUUUUGAACAAAAAGACUUAAGCAUGCCUUGUGUUUAAGGAAAAAUAAUUGAUGUGUGAAUGGAAUCAAUCACCUAUUGACGGGAAGGGUGUCAGGAUGAUGUAGGGUGAUAUGCCUUUAAUUGGAUAAAGAGAACUGUAUUAAGUAUAACUAAUUUAAUAACUGAUUGAAGCACCAUUCUUAAUUUUAAAAUAUUUUUGUUAAUUUCUUUUGUGGUUUUAAAAAUUAAUAAUUUUUUUUUUUUUGAGAUGGAGUUUUGCUCGUUGCCCAGGCUGGAAUGCAAUGGCGCGAUCUCAGCUCACUGCAACCUCCGCCUCCUGGGUUCAAGAGAUUCUCCUGCCUCAGCCUCCCAAGUAGCUGGGAUUACAGGCGUGUGCCACCACGACCAGCUAAUUUUGUAUUUUUAGUAGAGAUGGGGUUUCACCAUGUUGGCCAGGUUGGUCUCGAACUCCUGACCUCAAGUGAUCCACCCGCCUCGGCCUCCCAAAGUGCUGGGAUUACAGGUGUGAGCCACUGUGGCCGGCCUAAAAAAAAUUCUUUUUAAUAGUUAUCAGACUACUUUAACCAGUGCCAUGUUUAAACAUACUUGGACAAUAGACUCAGUUUUUUUAAUAGUUUGAAGUACAUUAUAUUAAAACUACAAACUCACUUAUUCAAGCCUAAAUUUCAUCAUAGACUAUAAAUUGGGUAUCAAUUUCCUAUUUUGGUGGACAAUUCCAGUCUGUCUACUACGACAAUCAUCUUUUUAGGUGUAAUAUUGUUUAAGACAUAGGUAAUUUUAGGUUUUAUACUUUUCUCCUAGGCUUAUGGAAUGAAAGCUAAUAGGAUAUCACUUUCAGAAUGAAAUAGGGAAUUAUGGCUAGCCUUCUUAUAGGGCUGCCGUAAAUGAUACUUAAAUGUUUGUUAUAUCACUGAUUUUCUUUUCUCUUCUGAAGCUGUUGUGAAUGUCCACUUUGCCAUGAUUAAAAGUUGAGAUUUGUAAACAUUACAAUUUGAACCAUAAAUUUUCUCAAACAUGAAAUCAGUAUGAAUAAGUAUAAAAUUUGAAAUGAUCAUACAUGAGAAUCCCAAAAGUAAAUACUUCCAAACCAUAGAGGGAUAACCACUGUAUUUUUAAAAAGCUUAUUUCCACCCUUAAAGAAGCAUGCUACUAAUUGCUUUUUUUCUAAAUUAAAACUAUGUACUGUGGUAAAUUAAAAAUCUGCAGGAAAAAUUGCUUAGUGUUUUAGCACAAUAAGAAUUUUUAUUACUCAGGAGUUGGAGACCAGUCUGGGCAAUACAGUGAAACCCUGUCGCUACUAAAAUACAAAAAAAAAAAAAAAAAAAAAAAAAUUAGCCAGGCAUGGUGGUGUGCGCCUGUAAUCCCAGCUACUUGGGAGGCUGAGGCAGGAGAACUGCUUGUAACCUGGGAGGCGGAGGUUGCAGUGAGCCGAGAUCGUGCCAUUGCACUCCAGUCUGGGUGACAGAGCAAGACUCAUUCUCAAAAAAAAAAAAAAAAGGAAUUUUUAUUACUAUUUCCUGAAGAAUGGUUUUUGUUAACUUGUUACUGUAUCAUUAAAAAGACCUUCUAAUGGUUCAGUACAAUAAUCUAGAACUUGAUUUAUGUGGCUUUUUAUAGUUAUCUGAAUGCAUUCCUUUUGCCACAUAGACCAUAUGGCUAGUUCUCCAACUUUUUUGCUUAUUUUUAAUAAACCUUGCUGUUCAACAAUCAGAGAAACCUUUAGAUUUUGGAUGAUUCUUCCAGUUGAGGUAGAAACAUCUUAGAUAAUAGGAAAGGCAAAUACAAAGUCCUAACAUUUUCAUAGUAGAGUUUACAAGUAAAAUAACUUAUCCAUAUAGGUUAUCUUCGUUGUGUAGCACCAGUAUAAAUAGUGAUUUCAUUAAUCAUUGAAUCAGAUGAAGCAGUUAUAAAUCACUUUUUACUUUGUGCUAAGAAUUAUUGUAAUUUCAGGACACUUUAUUAUUUCCUCUGAGCAGUUUCCAUUGGAAGGUUGAGUUUCCCUUUUUUAAGUUCUAAUCAUCACUAAAGGUUAAGAUAAUCAAAUAGGAGUUAAAAUAAGUUAUGUUUGAUCUUUUUCCCUUGAAAAUAAUGCUGAACUUAUUGUCUACAUUCUGAUUAUUAGGCAGAAAUGCACUUGUUUAAAUCAUAGAAGUAAUUCAUUUGGAGGAUAUAAUUACUCGAUUUUCUAGUGGUGUGAAAUACUUUUUAACAAUUGUGCUUGUCUGUAACUGAAAUGUUAUAGAAUUUUAACACUAUAGGGAUUAUAGAGUUAUAUUAGCUCUCCUCAAGAGACUGAAGCACAAUAUUUUUCAUGUAACAAUUCUUAUCCAAGUGCUGCUAAUCUGUCGUGCAAAUAAUGAAGCUAUUUGGUUGCCUAUUUAGCUAUUCACAAAUCACUGUAAUCUUUGAAACAAUCUUGUCGUUCAUUUGUAUUAAUAUUUGGAUAUUGUGAGUUAAUACUUUAGAAAAAAAUCCAUCAACUCAGCCCCGUUAGCAAAACUGUUUGGAUUCAUAGUUUUUAUAUGUGUUAACAGUAGAAUAAAUUUUGAAGGGGCUAUUUACUACCAAUGACUAAGGGGAAAAUUAUACUGUCACUAUCAUUUGACUUGAACAUUUGUGGUAUUGUAAAAGUCUUGUCAGUUGUGUUCUAAAUUGCUUAAGCCAUACGUUCUCUUAAACAGGAUGUUUUUUUCUUCCUUUCCAGCAGCCUUUUUCUUCUUUGUCUGUUAUGGUUAAUACUCCAUAGAUUUUAGAAAUUGAGAAGUUCUUGAAACAUUUUAUUUUCUUGAGUUCAUCACUUUUGACUCUUGUAUGAGAUGUGAUUUGUCAUAAAAGAUAGCCUUCCACUACUUCACUAAAUGAAUUUCAGAGUAAACACUGUGAUUCUGCAGAGCGGAUUCAGUAGGCUUUCCAAUGUUUUCUCCUGCUAUACAGUGCCUACCACCUUGAGGGCACUUCAGUACUAGAGGAUGAAAACUGAAACGUUGUUUUGAUGUUUAUUGAAUAACGAGAUUAGAGAAUAUUUGAUUUUUGUUGUCAGUGUAUUAAAGAAAUUUUCACAUUGAUAAAUGUUCUCUAGGAAUGUGUCUACAUUCAUCAGGUGUGAACUCUUGUACAUGAAUUUUGUACCUUGAAUCCACAUAUAUAUUAAGUGUAUCAUCAAUAUAAAAAUAAACAUUAUUUGCUUAAAGUUUUUGGUACUUUUUCGGUAUUGACAGCUGAACUGUUAGGGUUUGCUUCAUUCAAAUAUCUCAGAGGCUUUGAACUAUCUUGGGGUUGAUGCUUCUUGUUAGUUUGUCAAUGUUUGAAUCCUGGUUUUGGUUUUUUCCCUGCCCUGCUCCUGCAGGUCAGAACUGGAACACGCGAGGGAAGGGACUGUUGAAGAAUUGGGUGGAAUCUGCUUAUUCUUGGGCUUGUGUUGAGUCUGGGGAUGGAACCAGAGUUCCUUAAGGUGGAAUGGCUGGCUUGGCAUUGACGAGUUCAGGGACCUGACUUAGGGUACUGAUUUGGACCGUGACUUUUUGUUUGAGAUAGAGUUUCGCUCUUGUUGCCCAGGCUGGAGUGCAAUGGCGCGAUCUUGACUCACUGCAACCUACACCUCCCGGGUUCAAGCGAUUAUCCUGCCUCAGCCUCCCAAGUAAUUGGGAUUACAGGCAUGGGCCACCAUGCCCGGCUAAUUUUGUAUUUUUAGUAGAGACGAGGUUUCGCUAUGUUAGGCUGGUCUGAACUCCUGACCUCGGGUGAACCACCCGCCUCGGCUUCUCAAAGUGUGGGGAUUACAGGAGUGAGCCACCGCGCCCGGCCUGGACUGUGACUUGGAACAAGAUAGUUUUUCCUCUUUUGUUUAUUUUCCUACUGCCUGCAUGAUUGCUAUUUAUUUAAAGAGACGGAGUCUCGCCACGGUGCCCAGGCUGGUCUGGAAGCCCUGGUCUCAAGAGAUCCUCCCACCUCGGUCUUCCGAGUAGCUGGGACCACAGAAGCGCGCGCCGUGCACUUUUGAUGUUUUCAACUUCCUUCCUAAGCAGAAAGGAGACGGCCCAGCAGCGGAUGGUGAAGCUAAUCCAAUAUAGUGAGCUGCCACCAGCGUUUUUAAGUGCAUUACAUAGACAGAAUGCUUUGACCUCCAAGCUGUUUUAAAUCUAGUAGAUAAGCCAGAUCCUGUGUUGCCAUAAGCCCUUGGCCCACAUUUAAGUGGGAAUGCAGCUAGCUUGGAUGUCUGAAACUUUGUAGGCGCCUCUGUCUGAAUCCUGAACACAGGCACCAGGACUACUGAGAGCUCGUCAUCUGUGCAGGAUAGCCACACAGCAAACAUGUUUGCAAAACUGAAGAAGAAAAUUGCAGAAGAGACUGCUGUUGCUCAGAGGCCAGGAGGUGCUACUAGGAUCCCACGGUCUGUGAGCAAGGAAUCAGUUGCCUCAAUGGGAGCUGACUCAGGAGAUGACUUUGCUUCCGAUGGAAGCAGCUCCAGAGAAGAUCUUUCAUCCCAGCUUCUGAGAAGGAAUGAACAGAUACGGAAGUUAGAGGCCAGACUUUCUGACUAUGCUGAACAGGUCCGAAACUUGCAGAAGAUAAAAGAGAAGCUUGAAAUUGCAUUAGAAAAACACCAGGAUUCUUCCAUGCGGAAAUUUCAAGAGCAGAAUGAGACAUUCCAAGCCAACAGAGCCAAAAUGGCAGAAGGACUGGCUUUGGCAUUAGCCAGAAAGGACCAGGAAUGGUCAGAAAAGAUGGAUCAGCUUGAAAAGGAGAAAAAUAUUCUGACAGCCCAGUUACAGGAAAUGAAGAACCAGAGUAUGAAUCUUUUCCAAAGGAGAGAUGAAAUGGAUGAAUUAGAGGGGUUCCAGCAGCAGGAACUAAGUAAAAUAAAGCACAUGCUUUUAAAAAAAGAAGAAAGUCUAGGGAAAAUGGAACAAGAAUUGGAGGCACGAACCAGAGAACUUAGUCGUACCCAGGAGGAGUUGAUGAACUCCAAUCAGAUGUCAUCAGACUUAAGCCAGAAGCUAGAAGAAUUGCAGAGACACUACUCAACGCUGGAAGAGCAGAGAGAUCAUGUGAUAGCUUCAAAAACAGGUGCAGAAAGUAAGAUCACAGCCCUGGAACAAAAGGAACAAGAGCUCCAAGCACUCAUUCAGCAGCUUUCCAUUGAUUUGCAAAAGGUCACUGCUGAAACUCAAGAGAAAGAAGACGUUAUCACACAUUUGCAAGAGAAGGUUGCAUCCUUGGAGAAGAGACUAGAACAGAACUUAUCAGGAGAAGAACACUUGCAAGAACUCCUGAAAGAGAAAACACUUGCUGAGCAGAAUUUGGAGGAUACCAGACAACAGCUCUUGGCAGCCAGAAGCAGCCAGGCUAAGGCCAUUAACACCCUGGAGACUCGGGUGAGAGAACUGGAGCAGACCUUGCAGGCCUCUGAGGAGCAGCUCCAACAGAGCAAGGGCAUUGUGGCUGCCCAGGAAACUCAGAUACAGGAGCUCGCUGCCGCCAACCAGGAGAGCAGCCAUGUGCAGCAGCAGGCCCUUGCUCUGGAGCAGCAGUUCUUGGAGCGCACCCAGGCGCUAGAAGCCCAGAUAGUGGCCCUGGAGAGAACGCGGGCAGCUGACCAGACCACCGCAGAGCAAGGGAUGAGACAACUGGAGCAAGAAAAUGCAGCCCUUAAAGAAUGCAGGAAUGAAUAUGAACGUUCUUUACAAAAUCACCAAUUUGAACUAAAGAAGCUGAAGGAAGAAUGGAGCCAAAGAGAAAUUGUGAGCGUGGCCAUGGCUCAAGCCCUGGAGGAGGUGCGGAAGCAAAGGGAAGAGUUCCAGCAACAGGCAGCUAACCUGACAGCCAUAAUAGACGAGAAGGAACAGAAUCUGCGGGAAAAAACCGAAGUGCUUCUCCAGAAAGAGCAGGAGAUUCUCCAGCUGGAGCGAGGUCACAACUCUGCCCUGCUGCAGAUACACCAGCUGCAGGCCGAGCUGGAGGCCCUGAGGACCCUCAAGGCGGAGGAGGCUGCAGUGGUCGCGGAGCAGGAGGACCUGCUGAGGCUGCGGGGCCCAUUGCAGGCCGAAGCACUCUCAGUCAAUGAGUCGCACGUGACCUCGAGGGCCAUGCAGGACCCUGUGUUCCAGCUUCCAACUGCAGGAAGAACACCAAAUGGUGAGGUUGGGGCCAUGGAUCUCACACAGCUACAGAAGGAGAAACAGGACUUGGAGCAGCAACUUCUGGAGAAAAAUAAGACCAUAAAGCAGAUGCAGCAGCGGAUGCUGGAGCUCCGGAAGACUCUGCAGAAGGAGCUGAAAAUCAGACCCGAUAAUGAGCUCUUCGAAGUCCGGGAGAAACCUGGACCUGAGAUGGCAAACAUGGCGCCUUCCGUCACGAAUAACACUGACCUGACAGAUGCCCGCGAGAUCAACUUUGAGUACCUUAAACAUGUGGUUUUAAAAUUCAUGUCUUGUCGCGAAUCCGAGGCUUUUCAUCUUAUAAAAGCUGUGUCAGUGUUGCUGAACUUUUCCCAAGAGGAGGAGAACAUGCUCAAGGAAACUCUGGAAUAUAAGAUGUCAUGGUUUGGGUCCAAACCAGCUCCCAAGGGCAGCAUCCGGCCGUCUAUCUCAAACCCUCGGAUACCAUGGUCCUAGAGGGGACUACCCAAGGAUGGAGCUCCGUGGGUUGACACUUUUUCUGUGAAAAGAACACUGACACACCAGUCUGGGUGGGUUUUUAAUCACUGUAACUGCAGUAUUUUGUACAAGUGUCUAAACAUUGUUUACAAGACUAAGGCCCACUUCCCUGCAGGCUGACCUGAACCUCAGGGGGUAGCUGAUCCUGUCAUUCUGGUCACCAAACAGGAGGGUCCUGGCACUACCCAGAUUUCCACAGUGCUGCUAAUAUCCCAGCUCCAGCCAGCACCCCAUCUGCACCUGAAUCCUCUAACUUCACGGUAGCACUUACAGCUGAAGCCAUCAGCAUCUGGCAGGCACACCUGAGUCACCAUGUAGCGCUGCUACUGGAGGUAGAGACGGCCCUUUGAGAUGGUGCCCAGCAGGCCAAACCCACCUGCCUCUGCCAGGAACAGCCAACUCCAUGGGAACUCUAUGGGAGUGGCUUUUAAAAAUUCAGAUGAGUUAGAAGCUUUUUAUCCCUUCCUCUCAAGAAAAUAUUCUUUCACCCUGUCUCUCAAACCACCUAGAACUUUAGAGGAUCCAUCUUUAAGGGUCGGUGUGGAUGAAUGAGAAAAUGCACCUUUCUGACAGUAUCUCCACUUUACUUAAGAAAACUAGCAAAUAUAUGAAAAGACCCUUAGUACCAAAUACACUCAAUUGCCUUUUUAAUGAAUGUACUUGUCUUGGAUAGGUUGCUGGUAAACCAUUUUAAACUAUUUUUUAUAGCUGAAGUUCUUCACUACUAUAAACAUGUCUUCUGUACUAUAAAAUCCAUUUAACUGGUGUUCUUAAAAUCAGAGCGUCCAGAGGAAAUUCUUCCUAAAACUAGGAUUCCUGUUCCUUUGUCUUCUCACUCGCACUCUGGCACUGCUCCCUCUGAAGUGCAGUGGGAUCUCGUGUGCUUUGUCUUGAUUCUGUGCUGCGCUGCCGCUGGGCGAUGCAGACCACCUGUCUUCUACUGAAGGACAGUCCGCUGUCUCCAGUGGGGGCAGCAGCUGUCCCCCAGCCUCGAUGGAGACACUGGGGCAGUCUGCCUUGUCUGUGGAGCUGCUCUCUCUCCCUCAUCCCACCCCAAAUACUUAAAAUGACACUACACCCAGACGGCGCCCAGCUGGCUGCAGCACUUGUAGCAUGCACAUGACUCUGGUAGUAACCAACAAAAACUUGUUUUAUGGAUUCCUCGUUUACUGAGGAAAGGGAACAUGCUGGUUCUGGAAAAGCCACAAUAUUGAAUCUAAAAGGAAACCGUUUAUUGUUUGAUGAAAGUUUCACUGGUUAAAUAAAAAACUAAAUUAAUAACUGGAGCCUCUAAAUUUAUUAUCCAUUAUCCAGUGAUGGAAAGUUGUAUUUCUCAAUCAUGCUUAGGGCCAAAAUAGGUAUAUAAAAUGUGUCACAGAAAAACACGCAUUUGCAACGUUAACCUAACGAAAUUUCCAUGAAGAACCAAGUCAGGGCAGCAUCUCCUUAGUCCCAGCUCAGGCUCUCUGCCUUCCAGAGGCCGCUUCUCCAGUGACUAACCUCCUCCUCUGGCUCCUCCUUGCAGACAGUUAUCCCUUGUUUAGAACACGAAUUUCCAUUUACCUGGUGGGAACACGAAACAGGAGUCUCUUCUGUUCUGCAAGUUUGAUGGGUAAGAGGUAGCCUUUUUUCAAAGUAGGAUUUCCUUUUUCAACUGUUCCAGGAAAGAAUCUCUAAGACUGGGUAGCUCACAGCCAGCCAAAGGCAGCUACAUUUCCACAGAAGCCCAUCCGCUGCCUCCGUGGCUUCUCCAGCCAUUGAACUGGUCCCACACGCACCCCAGGCCCCACUCCUCGGCAGUUUCAGGUGUAGCUGUGGGGCCCGUUCCUAGGUCUGUACUCACUUUAGGGAGGCUUCACUGACUAGGCUUUCCUCCUGCAUGUUGAAUUUCCUUCAGCUUUAAGAGGAAGAGUGGAAUAAAUAUUCUAAGUGAUUUAAUGCACUUUGACUUGUAUAAAACUUUCUGUGUUAGCGACGGUAUCUAUAGCCCUUUAUACGAGCGAUGGAUCUUGAGCUCUCCUUCCAUGUUGUAAAUAGGGAUUGUAUUCUUGAAAACUGCUGUAGCAAAUUCAUCUGUGGUGCAAUACACUUUUUGAUUAAAGCUCUUCAAUCCAGAUGCAACUACAAUGGAUUUUACUAGUUUGGUGUGUCAGUAUUUCUUUGACUCAUUAAAUCUGGUAUUUUGUGUCUCAUAUUUAACACUCCAAGGCCAA